Molecule: messenger RNA, 2898 nt
Organism: Odocoileus virginianus texanus
Lineage: Eukaryota; Metazoa; Chordata; Mammalia; Artiodactyla; Cervidae
Source: RefSeq, a predicted model, not a curated record
CUCGUCUUUACUGGUUGUAUUAUGGGUGCCCUGAGUCCCAGCUGGCACUUUCCCAGUUUCAGUGCCAAAACCCCACAUCCCAGGACCCCUUGGCCCCAGGCACAUGGGUGGUGCCGGCCUGGCUGCAUUGCACAGCACAGGUGGGAGCGUACCUGUUAAUCUCAGCUGCUCCAUGACACAGCUUUCAUGGACAGAAUCUGCAAAAAGCAGACCCUUUUUAUACCUCAGAACUUCAAUUCUCAAAGAAACCAGUAGUAUCACACACCAGGUGCUCGGAACCCUUGGGACACCAGGACCAGCUGACCUGAGCUGAGCAUUGCCAGAUUUAGCGAAUCAAACACGGGAUGCCUAGUCUCACUUGAAUCUCAGCGAGGAUGCGCAGAGGGGAGCGUAAGUAUCCCUGAAGGUGAGCCUGUCCCACCAGCCACAGCGAGGUGAGAGACUUCCAUUAUGUUAGCACCUCAUAUUUUGGGUUUUUGUCACUUGAAACUAAUCCUGGUACAAACUGUGAACACACACUGCUACAACACAAUGACCUCAGAAAGACAGCAAGUGACAGACAUGGAUGCAGUUCAGAAAACCCCCAGCAUCUAAUGGGUGCUGUUGUCUGAGCCUCAUGUUUAUGAUAGUUCUUCUCAUCAUCUGUACUUCUGUUCCUUUCCAAGUAGAAUUGUUCUUUAAUCGCCCUCUGACCCCUGACCUGCAUGAGGGGAUGGGGUGUAGCUGGAUCACAGAGAAGAAAGAACUGUUCACACAGUCUUGAUCUGAAGUGUCAGUGCAGCCGGCAUUCACUUGGGACAAGCAGAAUUUCCAUUUGCUAAAUUAACUCUGAAUCCUCCAGAAGGAAUUGUGGCAGGCCCCAUGAAUGAAGAGAAUUUUUUUGAAUGGGAAGCAUUGAUUAUGGGCCCAGAAGACACCUGUUUUGAGUUUGGGGUGUUUCCUGCCAUCCUGAGUUUCCCACUUGAUUACCCAUUAAGUCCCCCAAAGAUGAGAUUUACCUGCGAGAUGUUUCACCCCAACAUCUACCCAGACGGCAGAGUCUGCAUUUCCAUCCUGCACGCUCCUGGCGAUGACCCCAUGGGCUACGAGAGCAGCGCUGAGCGCUGGAGCCCCGUGCAGAGCGUGGAGAAGAUCCUUCUGUCGGUGAGCCCAACGACGAGAGUGGUGCCAACGUGGACGCCUCCAAGAUGUGGCGGGACGACCGGGAGCAGUUCUACAAGGUCGCCAAGCAGAUUGUGCAGAAGUCGCUGGGGCUCUGAGCCUCCCGUGCCCGUGCACAGCCGCGCGCAGACGCACCACCAGGCAGUUCGCGGGGUUUCCUCUGGGACACUCAGUGACCGGGACACUCUGUGCUGGUACCAAAAAAGGCGAGCUUGCAGAACCACAGCAUCUGUGUUUUUUGUACCUUCCCCACCCCAGGCGGGCUUCUCUUCUGAAAUGCAGGCUUCUGUAGGAUGAUGGCAGCCAGGCGCAGUUGGGGCGUCCUGCGAGGGGCUUGGGGAGCAGAUGCGCUGUCACCGCUACAUCUCCAGCUGCCGCGCCUGUGCACCCAGCACGUCCUGGAGCGGGAGCGGGAGUGGUGAGGGCACGUGCCAGCUCCGUGACUAGAGCCAGUGAUGCUCCUCCUGAAGAUCUGGGGCCUUGUUGCACAGGUGGAGGGCUGCAGCUGGAUGUCUCCAGGCUCCUCUCGGUCCCCUUGUCCCCAGCAAGGAGCACACGACUUUGUUUCAGUACCUUGUUUCACAAGCAGGUUUUUUUUCUUGCAGUCUAGUCAUAUUUUUCAUUUGUUGUAUGUUACAAAUAGUCACAUUUAGAAAUACUGUCAGGAAAUAAAUACUUUUAAAAAUGUGGAUUAAUGAAAAGGGGGUGCAUAGAAAAGUGUCGUACUGUCUGUAAGGACCAGCAUCUUCCCUGCUGGUGUUCACUGCAGCUCACCCUCGAGUCUUGAGUACUAGUGCAUUUCCUGGAGUGCGAGCAUGGGAAGCCAAGACUGUGGUCCAGGCACCUUUUGGGUAUGCAGGAGGUUCUUUUUCCAGUCUGAAGGCUAGGAGGUUCUGAGCAUGUGUACACAGUGGCUGUGGCAGCAUCUAUGACUGUUGGGACAAAACCAUUCUUUGCAGCUUGGGGAGGGGAAGGAAGGGAAGGGCUCCCCUCAGCACAGAGCACAGAGCGUGCCUUACCUGGACCUGAUCGGCGCCUGGGAAGUGUGGUGCGGGUCCUGGGUCCCUGUUGUGGGCGGGCGCUUAGCUGUGGUUCGUGAUUUCAAGAUGGUCUGCAUGCCCCGGUGUGGGCAGCUCAGCCCUGGGGGUUACGUUUCAAGCAAUAACAGAUCUGUUGCGUGCAGAAUCACACAUUUGGCCUGUUGCAAACAGGUUCAAUUUACAUAGAGGAGUUUUAUUUUUGAAAUAAGGGACAAUCUACAAGACGUACAGGACACUUGAUGUGCUGUUCUUUGCCCUGCUUGACGUGCCGUGGGCGGGGGUCUGCUUCCUGAGAGCUCACUGAUGCUUGGUGUUCAGCAGUUCUGGCUAAGAGGCUUCUGUGGGAACCCGAGUCCUUCUUCUCAGAGAGGGAUCAUUUACAAGUUGAAGUUCAGUCCGAGGACGUCCUGGGAAAGGGGUGGGAAUGGAGCUGUUGCGCCUACUGGUAUUCACAGGCUGGUGUGGGGCUGCAGCGCCUUCAUGGAGAGGAGAAAGCGGCUGUGGGCUGGGUGUGAAGGGUGGGCACUGCGGGACGAGGUGGCCACAGGGCAGUGAGUCCACAGACGGAGCAGAGGUGGUCCCUCUGCAGAAUAUCUUUAUUCAUUUGUAUUAAAUGAACCGAGAGAGUCCCGUGGUGUCCUUAUUCUGUGACAGAGUCUAAUUCCUACGGUAAAAAUAAAGUUCUAUUUUCCCCCUA